Messenger RNA from Macrosteles quadrilineatus (aster leafhopper), 2314 nucleotides. RefSeq names its product glycoprotein 3-alpha-L-fucosyltransferase A-like. The transcript has 10 exons. The coding region runs from base 350 to 1621 and encodes 423 amino acids. NCBI's taxonomy places the organism in Eukaryota, Metazoa, Arthropoda, Insecta, Hemiptera, Cicadellidae. Gene Ontology annotation, molecular function: alpha-(1->3)-fucosyltransferase activity. Gene Ontology annotation, cellular component: membrane. The record is from RefSeq and is a predicted model, not a curated record.
CUACCAAACAAACCUCCAGUCGCUUUUCCGCCUUAAUUACAGCAGUCUACCGUGGGAUACCUAGUAGUGCUCUGGUAUCAUCAACCGUCAUUGUGAUGAUUCAGUGAGGUUAUCUAACAGCUGAUACGCCGUGACGUCAUCACCUCGCCACGCGAUCAGUAGUUGUCUGUCGCUCAGUGAGUUGAGUUGAGUGAGGUGAGGUUAUGUGUCUAGCGCGGCGCUAACGCGGUGAAAGUGACUGCGGUGCUGCUGUGGUGUGGUGUGAGAUUCGCCUCUGAAGUGUUCAGCAUCUGUUGUGAUCGUGAAUUCUAGCCACAGGUACGGGGACCUGCGUCGGAAUGCUGGGACUAUGGACCAUCACAAAUCUAUUUUCAAUCCCAGGAACCUGAUCAUCUGUGUCACCACAUGCACCAUAGCCAUUGUCUGGGCAGUCAUACUAGUGACAGUCUACUUCUACUUUUUUGGAGGACCAUACACAACUGUCAUUCACAAUGUGACCGAGGUAGAAAGGGUGCAGAUGGUACGCCAGGAGUUACUGCCCUGGUAUCUCGGUGGUCCAGUGUUGCCUACAACUUGCCAAGAUGACGACAUUGUGCCUCUGUUUGGUAUCACUCCACCCCUCACACAGCUUGACAGACUAAGGAGCCAGCUCAUGUUUCUACCUCAGGGGAACAGUGAGAUGAAGAUUGUCCUCUUCUGGUCAGAUUGGUUACCUGCAGAAACUGAUGAAUAUAAGAUACUACAGUGCCCAAUCAAAUCAUGUGUGUUCACAAACUCCAGAAAAUUGUAUGAAAAAGCCAGUGCAGUUGUCUUUAGAAAUCCUUCAAAGCUACUAAAGGAUUUUCCUGAAGAAUAUAGACCACGAUCACAGGUGUGGGUGUUCAAUAGUCUGUCAGCUCCCCAGUAUGAGUUUGCUCACCCCAGAGAUGUGUUCAACUGGACAGCCACCCCCAGAUUAGAUUCUACUGUCCCUAUGUUUCCUCAUGGGGUGUGGAUGUAUUACAACCCAGUUUGGAGACAUCAAGAUCCUUCUGUAAAUAAGGUCGGCCACAAGUUGCUUGAGGCUGCUGCAUGGUUCCCGUCAUCGUGUGAUGUGAGAAGCCGAGCUUACCGUUACAUAUCCCUCCUGUCUCAUUACACCUUGGUGGACACCUUCAGCAGCCACCCGUCCUGUACUCAGAUGGAGGUGGUGGACCAAUGCCCUCAGGGCCGCUGGGACAUCUGUCUGAAGCUGUUGAGAGACAAAUACCGUGUUACACUGGUCUUGGACACUACCAUGUGUAACAAUACCAUACCUGACAUGUUCUAUCUAGCUCUACAAGCCAACACAGUGCCAGUAGUUAUGUGGCCAGCCAGGAGUGUCUAUGAACAGCUGGUGCCUGAGGGAUCCUUCAUCCACACAGAUGACUUCCCAUCAGCCCGUGACCUAGCCUGGCACUUGGACAAUAUAUACAAGGAUGAUGCGGUCUUCAACAAAUACCUCAGCUGGCAGGGGACUGGGCUCUUUGUCAAGUCAUGGUAUUGCCGCCUGUGUGCCUUAUUGCAUCACAACAACUUGCCAGAUUUGAUGAUAGAAGACAUCAACCUAUGGUGGAACCCUGAGGGAGAAUGUACUUCUUGACCAGUGGUAUAAACUAGUCCAAACCAUCUUCUAACUUUAUAUUAGGUUGCUUCACUUCUACAAUGUAUAUAAUACUCUUCUAUUUUCACAUUCCAAAGGCAUAACAAAUUAUUCUGUCCAAGGAAUACAACCCUACCAAAGACUACAGAAUAAGAACUAUCGUAAUUUGACUUUAUUUAAAUCUGAAUCUGAAUAAUUUUUCUCAAGAAUGUAAGAAAUCAAAUCCACAAAUUAUUUGUUUAGCUUUUCACAUAUGACCAAGGAUAUAAUUUAUCAAAUUAUAUUAGGUAUGAAUAUUUCUAUUUCUUUAGCAGUUAAAUCAUUUAUUGAUACUUAAAAAAUUUUCAGUCAAAAUAAUUAAAUAUGUUUCAAGAAGUUAAUUGAAUUCUAAUGUGUUAAUGUACUUUAAUUCAAUUUAAAGGUGUAAUGUUACCGUAGCUUAACAACUACUGCAUUAUAAAAAUACCAUAACAUAAUAAAAUGUGCCUUGGCCCUAGCAGAUAUGUAUUUUGUAGUUAGAACCGUUAGCAUAUUUUUUAUAUUGUGAUAUUGUAAAUAUGUAUAUCUUUUACUAGUCUUACUACAUGAUAAUGAUUGUGAUAAGUGCAAUAAUGAAUGAUAAUUAAUUAUGUUUUGUAGGCAAGUGUGAUCUCUGUAUCAGGUACUAUAAAAGUAAAUUUUUUAAGGAUAGAA